AUGCCAAACGCAACACUCAAUGUUGAUUCCGGCGAUAGAAGAAUUGCCGGGCCCAGCAAUGGCGAGCUUCUCACCCCAAUGAUACUCCCCGGGGAUGGUGUUCCCCUCCGUUUGGACUUCCUCGACGAUGAUAUGUCCCGUAUCGAAGAAAAACAUGACAGGCCUCCUGAACAGGUCUUGAAAUCGAAAUCGGAUCACAAGGCCGACAUUUGGGCUACCGCUGUUGCUGUGAGGAUCUUACUUUGCGGCAAAAGAAAGAAGCUGACACACUCUAUGCAGGCGUGGAAUUACACCAGUUCCCAAGGGCUCAUUGACGGACGAAACUCAGACGGAGCCUUUGAUGACCGGGUCCACGUCGCAGAGCUAGUUUCUCUACUUGGCCCUCCUGCGCCAGAGUUUCGGGACAAGAUGCGAUUAGGCUCCACGUUCUGGGACGAAGAAGGGAAUUGGACGGGUCAGGCUCCCAUACCAGAUCGAAGCUUCGAGAGCCUAGCAGCUGGCAAUGUCGACGGUGAGGAUGUGGAAGGCUUCUUGCAGUGGAUGCAAAACGCACUACAGUGGGAUCCUGACCAUCGGCCGACAGCUCUGGGGCUCUUGCGUCAUGAGUGGAUGUCUCGGAGAACAAAGGUUAUUGAGGGGGGUAAGCAUGUAUCCGACGAGAAUACUUGA
This is a messenger RNA of Penicillium digitatum Pd1, 669 nucleotides long. The record is from RefSeq and is a predicted model, not a curated record. Lineage: Eukaryota; Fungi; Ascomycota; Eurotiomycetes; Eurotiales; Aspergillaceae.